AUGCAAUACUCAGGUAAGCUCAUAGGUUCGUCUUGCAUCUGCUGGAUUGACAGCCUGAUGUCAUUCUGUUGUAGAGAGAUUACCGUGAAACAUCCAGCUGCGAAAAGCAUGAUCGAAAUUGCCAGAACUCAGGACGAAGAGACUGGAGAUGGCACUACGUCGGUGAUUGUACUAGCUGGUGAAGUUAUGGCUCAAGCACAGCCGUUCCUUGAGCAGAAAAUACAUCCCACCAUCAUUAUUCAGGCUUACCGCGCUGCUUUGGAAGAUAUGGUAAAACUUGCUGAGGAGAAAUUUAGUAAGCCUGUUGACAUCAACAAUGAAAAGGAGGUUACCACCGUUGUCAAAUCUUGUCUUGGCACAAAAAUGAUCAGCAAGUGGAUGGAUCUCGCUGUGCAAAUCUCGCUUGAUGCCAUCAGAACUAUCAAGGUAGACAAAGGAAAUGCUAGCGAGAUCGACAUCAAGAGGUGA
Molecule: messenger RNA, 468 nt
Organism: Cylicostephanus goldi
Lineage: Eukaryota; Metazoa; Nematoda; Chromadorea; Rhabditida; Strongylidae
Source: the annotation of a GenBank genome assembly